Paraglomus occultum is the source of this 405-nucleotide messenger RNA. NCBI's taxonomy places the organism in Eukaryota, Fungi, Glomeromycota, Glomeromycetes, Paraglomerales, Paraglomeraceae. The record is from the annotation of a GenBank genome assembly.
AUGUCAAGACCAGCAAACUCAGAAGCUAAUAGAAGCAUUCCAUCCAAUUUUCGCCAGCUCCGUGCCUGCCUUUUAUGUUCUCUAGUCAAGAACUACGAACAAUUUAGAAGGGACGGAUGCGAUAACUGCGAAGAUAUCGUUCAAAUGCGAAAUAAUUCGGAUCGAAUUGCAGAUUGCACUUCUUCGAGUUUCGAUGGUUUUAUUGCGAGCAUGAAACCAACUGGUUCUUGGGUUUCCAAGUUUAAAAAAAUAGACAACUUCGUUCCAGGCAUAUAUGCUGUUGGAGUAAAUGGUCACAUACCCGACUGGCUAGAGUAUGAGCUAAAACGAAAUGGUAUUCCGUACGUUUCUCGCGAUGGGACUUUAAAUCCAAAUUCUUCGCUUGAGGACGAGGAAGAAGAAUAA